Molecule: messenger RNA, 1339 nt
Organism: Dioscorea cayenensis subsp. rotundata (Guinea yam)
Lineage: Eukaryota; Viridiplantae; Streptophyta; Magnoliopsida; Dioscoreales; Dioscoreaceae
Product: trans-resveratrol di-O-methyltransferase-like
Exons: 2
Coding region: 69-1139 (356 amino acids)
Biological process (GO): methylation
Molecular function (GO): O-methyltransferase activity; protein dimerization activity; S-adenosylmethionine-dependent methyltransferase activity
Source: RefSeq, a predicted model, not a curated record
GCCCCUUCAUCACUCCAACAAUCAAGAGAAGAACAGCAACAACAAAUUAAAAAGAAAAUCAUACAUCAAUGGAGGAGACGAACUUCGGCAGUCAGGAACUCUUGGAGGCUCAAGCCCACGUCUGGCACCUCUUGUUCAGCUACUUGAAAUCCAUGUGUCUCAAGUGUUCACUGGAGCUCGGCAUUGCCGAUGCUCUCAUGAACCACGGCAAGCCAAUGGAGCUCACUGAUCUAGCUUUUGCUCUCUCUAUCCCUCCAUCAAAGGUUGAAGCUUUUGGUCGUUUUAUGACCACUCUAGUUAAUUUAGAAUUAUUCUCUAAAAAGCAAGAUAUUUCAGGAACCACAAAAUUUGUACUCACACCUAUGUCUCAUCUCUUGGUUAAGAAGGAAACCAUGAACAUGACUCCUUUCCUUAGAUUGAUCCUAGACCCUCUCAUGUGUGACUCUUCUCAUACCUUGGGGCCAUGGUUCAAGAGCCCUAUGGAGACUCCUUUUGAGUUUCAUUUCGGUAAACCGUUGUGGGAAGUGGUAGAUGAGAAGCCGGAGUUCAACAACAUGUUCAAUGAGGGGAUGGCAAGUGAUUCGGCCCUUGUGGGUGAUGUUGUUAUGAUGACUUGCAGGGAUGUGUUUAAGGGGUUGAAGUCACUAGUUGAUGUUGGUGGUGGGACUGGAACUAUGGCAAGAGCUAUAGCUCAUGCUUUCCCUGGGACUAAGUGCACUGUUCUUGAUCUCGCUCAUGUAAUUGAUACUUUGAAGGAGGACAAUAGUCUUGUUGAGUAUGUUGGUGGAGAUAUGUUUGUUUCUGUUCCUCAUGCACAGGCUGCUCUCUUGAAGUGGAUUUUACAUGAUUGGAAUGAUGAGGAAUGCAUCAAAAUAUUACAACGAUGCAAAGAAGCAAUUCCAUCAAGAGAGGAUGGUGGGAAAAUUAUUAUAAUUGACAUGGUGGUAGGUAUUACCACUGACAAGCAUCCUUAUGCAGUUGAGACACAACUACUUUUUGAUUUACUGAUGAUGUCACUCGUAUCUGGCAAAGAAAGAAAUGAAAGUGAAUGGAAAAAAAUAAUUCUUGCUGCAGGCUUUACUGAUUAUAAAAUCACUCCUUUCUUAGGUCUUCGAUCAGUUAUUGAGUUAUAUCCGUGAAAAAUAUGGUUUACAUCUUAUAAAAUGUUAUUAUGUAAGAUGGUGUGUUCUUCAAAUAAGUUCAUAAGUUGAUGUUGAACUUAUUUGCACUAGGUCAACAUGCAUGGUUGAUUGCUAUAAUGUAAGAAUAUAAAUAAGAUGCAUGUACUGUUUACAUUUUCGUUAAUAAAGGAGAUAUUUAUUUGUGUUUUUAUGUAUUA